GUAGGAUACUUUCGCGCGUCACUAGAUACCAUUCGGAGCUGCAGAUUUUAAUUGAAUGCAAGACCAGCUCAUAAUCUUUGCAAAUUUUCGAAAGAAACUCGAAAAAGGAAGAUCCCUUUUCAGGUAAACUCGUACCAAGCAAUGGACAGUUUCGAGAGCUUGUUGAUUCGACGACGCCAGGAAAUUGAAGUGGAGCUCAUGAAGUUGGAGGUGGAUGCGUGGGCUGCGGUCGGCAAGGAGCAGCAAGUGCCCGUUACUGACAGGCAACGGAAACUGGAUUCUUUAGCAGCCGAGGUUCACCGAGCUCGGCUGUCGUAUCGAGAGGUGGCGGCAGCCGUUGUGGAUGGGCUGCAGGUUGUCUCGGCCAAGGUCUCGGCCCCGCCGCGGCCGCGGCGUUUCGGCCGCAAGGAGCAGCAGACGUUGACCGAGGCUGACGUCCCCACCAUCAGCGACGACGCGGGUUUGCAACGUGAGGCGGAGCUCGCAAGGGAGGAAGUGGAAGCGUUGCAGAAGGUCGUUGAGCUCCAUGACGAUCAAGUUCGUCUUUCGAAGGAGCCUGUUGAGGGCAAAACCUUCGCCGGUAUUCGAGAGAGUCGCAGUUAUGAGGACGCGGCACUUGAUGAGGUUGCGAAGAAGAUAGCCAAUCUGGAGAAGGAACUAACAGAAGCAGAGCAGAUUUCAGAAGAUGUACUCGUUUUCACUUCAGAAGAUCCCGGUGAAUGGAUUCCGGACACCACUCGCACCGAAGCACCAUGGGAUGAAGACGACAUCGAAGCAGUUGCAGUGCAGGCGGAACCGUCUCAGACCCUCCGUCGACCCGCUGGAGCCCAGACUGGAGUAUUCCCGGGCGCACUUCAUCCCACAGGAGUCCAGGCUUUGACGCCGUACGUCGCUCUGCAGCCCGCCGUGGCUCAGGCUGGUGCAGCUCAGCAUCGUCCUCCUGGAAUACAGAGGGGAGUAUUUCUGAGCAGGCCUCGGCCCCCCGGAGUCCAGACUGAGUGGCUUCUGGGCGUCGUUCGUCCCACCGUCACCCUGCCUGCAACUCCGCAGCACGUUUUCCGCCCCACUGGACUCCAGGCUGGAGCCACUCAGGGCGUGCUUCGCCCCGCUGGAGUCCAGGCUGGAGUCACUCAAGGCGUGCUUCGCCCCGCUGGAGUCCAGGCUGGAGUCACUCAAGGCGUGCUUCGCCCCACUGGAGUCCAGGCUGGAGUCACUCAAGGCGUGCUUCGCCCCGCUGGAGUCCAGGCUGGAGUCACUCAAGGCGUGCUUCGCCCCGCUGGAGUCCAGGCUGGAGUCACUCAAGGCGUGCUUCGCCCCACUGGAGUCCAGGCUGGAGUCACUCAAGGCGUGCUUCGCCCCACUGGAGUCCAGGCUGGAGCCACUCAGGGUGCGAUUCGUCCCACUGGCGUCCAGGCUGGAGUCACUCAGGGCGUGCUUCGCCCCACUGGAGCCACUCAGGGCGUGCUUCGCCCUACUGGAGUCCAGGCUGGAGCCCAGGGUGUGCUUCGCCCCGCUGGAGUCCAGGCUGGAGCCCAGGGCGUGCUUCGCCCUACUGGAGUCCAGGCUGGAGCCCAGGGCGUGCUUCGCCCCGCUGGAGUCCAGGCUGGAGUCACUCAGGGCGUGCUUCACCCCACUGGAGUCCAGGCUGGAGUCAUUCAGGGCGUGCUUCGCCCCACUGGAGUCCAGGAUGGAGCCCAGGGCGUGCUUCGCCCCGCUGGAGUCCAGGCUGGAGCACAGGGCGUGCUUCGCCCCGCUGGAGUCCAGGCUGGAGUCACUCAGGGCGUGCUUCGCCCCACUGGAGUCCAGCCUGGAGUUUCACAAGGGAAAGCUUUUCCGACAAGAGUCAUUGCUGAAAGAGCAGCCGCCCCCGGCUUGGCUGGAGACUCGCCAUUUCAAACGAGAAGUCAGCCUGCUGCCCAGCCUUGCCAGCCCGAUAGCCUGCUGGUGGAGUUCCAGGAGGACAUGGGGAUGUCUUGGCCGGCCUCACAGCCCACAGCGCACGGUGCGGCGUCCUCUACAUCCAAAGCCAAGUUCAUCCCGAAGAAGCCCUUCCUAUCGAGGUUCCAGUCCAAGAAUUGAACACUAAAUUGCACAGCUGUGUACUUUUUAAUCAGUUAAAUAG
Thrips palmi is the source of this 2122-nucleotide messenger RNA. RefSeq lists its product as uncharacterized. NCBI's taxonomy places the organism in Eukaryota, Metazoa, Arthropoda, Insecta, Thysanoptera, Thripidae. The transcript has 6 exons. The coding region runs from base 142 to 2079 and encodes 645 amino acids. The record is from RefSeq and is a predicted model, not a curated record.